Messenger RNA from Rangifer tarandus platyrhynchus (Svalbard reindeer), 444 nucleotides. NCBI's taxonomy places the organism in Eukaryota, Metazoa, Chordata, Mammalia, Artiodactyla, Cervidae. The record is from the annotation of a GenBank genome assembly.
AUGACCGGCGCCACUGCAAAGCGGCCCUCUGAGCGCACUGCCUCAGCUGGGCGCUGCCGGUCUUCACAGUCCACAGACCCCAGUCCGCCCACCCGCCCCUGGCCGCGCACCAAAGCCUCCAGUUCCGCGCUCUCGCCACUUUGCGGAGAAGAGGGUCUGCGCCGACGCCGCGGAGAUGCCGAUUACUCAGCAGAUAAAGCAGCCUCCCUGAGCCCUCCACAACUUUCUAAUUGCAACAGACACGCAGCCACCUCGGAACGCGGUCCUCGCUUUUCAGAGCGCCGGCUCGCCUCUUUUGUGCGCCCUCUCAAUGGAUGUCUUCGCCUGGAUCUUACCCUUCCCAGCACCCACCCUGGGCCUCCGAGCCGGCUCCGGGAACGCAAUCCUCCCUUCUGUUCUCCGCCCUCCAGACUCUCCCUCCCUGAACGAUGCCAGAUCCCUUAG